AUUGUGUAAAUCUAUGCUCAGAGUCUGAAAUGAUCAAGCGUCGUGAUUUAUGUUUGACUGAAGAGAUUAUAAAUCAUCAUCAGAAUUUCCAAAUUUUCAAAAAAAAAGCGGAUGAAAGUUUAGUUUUCUCACGAGUGUUUAUAUUGAGAUAUCUUUAUCAGCGAUAUUUAUAUAUACUUUGUAGUGUUCCAUCGUGCAUAACACGUGAAUAUGUAUCGGUAAAAUGGUAUGACUAUGUUUACUUUGUGUACCAAAACAUCGAUGACCUUGAAGGUGGGAUAGUCACAUGAUCUUGUUAUGAGGAAACGAUUGGUCGAGAAACCGAGACGAAUAUAGUGUCUAUUGCGUUGUGCAUGCUCCGCGUAAUAGGUCCUGUAUUCUGCAUUCGAUAGGCCAAAGGCAAAGCGCGGCAAGGAGCGGUCGAAUGAGCGGCUGAGUGAGCGAAAGGAAGAGAAGAAAAGAGAAAAAGUGAGGGUGAGAAAGCGGUAGAAUCAUUGGAACGAAAUAGAGAAGGAGAGAGAAGCGCGAGAGACAAGAGCAAACGAGGACGAGGUAGUGAAGAGGAAGAGGUAGCCAAGAGCGACGAGAAGAGAGAACAAUUAAAGGCUAAGACGCGCGACGGCAACGGCGACGAAGACAACAACGACAACGACGACGACAAACGGACAAACGACGAACGCAACGAGGACAACAACAACGACGGACGACGAACGCAACGAGGAUAACAACGACGACGACGAACGCAAAGAGAACAACAACGUCGACAACGACGACGACUCGACGCGACGCGACGACAACGAAGAAGAAAACGAAGUGUGCCGCUGUUCGGUCGUACGUCCGUGUGUGUGCGCGCGCGUUGGUCGCUAGUGUUGUGUCCAAGAUGAAGUCCGACUCUAAACCUUUGUUGACAGCUCAAGCGGAAAAGGCGAAUCAUUACACAUACUUGAAGGAAUUUCGCGUCGAACAAUGUCCCCUCUUUAUACAGCGCAAAUGUACACAGCACCGUCCCUUCACGUGCUUCAACUGGCACUUUAUGAACCAGCGGAGGCGCAGACCGGUGAGAAAGAGGGACCGCACCUUCAACUAUAGUGCUGAUAAUUAUUGUACCAAGUACGACGAGACCACCGGUAUAUGCCCAGACGGAGAUGAGUGCCCAUUUUUACAUCGUACUGCUGGCGAUACUGAGAGACGUUACCAUCUGCGUUAUUAUAAAACAUGCAUGUGUGUUCAUGAUACGGAUACACGUGGGUUUUGUGUUAAAAAUGGACCUCACUGUGCCUUUGCACAUGGCAAUCAUGAUUUACGACCACCUGUGUAUGAUAUCAAAGAAAUACAGGCAUUGGAAAAUCCAGAUACAGAUCCUAAUUCUUCGUCCAAUGGACCAAACAUUCUUGAUAAGGAACGAAAUUUGAUGAAUGAAGAUCCAAAAUGGCAGGACACGAAUUAUGUACUUAGUAAUUAUAAAACAGAACCGUGUAAACGACCUCCAAGACUUUGUCGUCAAGGUUAUGCUUGCCCACAAUACCAUAACAGUAAAGAUAAAAGACGUAGUCCACGAAAAUAUAAAUAUAGAUCAACACCAUGUCCAAAUGUAAAGCAUGGAGAAGAAUGGGGUGAACCAGGAAACUGUGAACAAGGAGAUGCCUGCACAUAUUGUCAUACCCGUACAGAACAACAAUUCCAUCCUGAAAUUUACAAAUCAACUAAAUGCAAUGAUGUACAGCAGGCUGGUUAUUGUCCACGUGGAGUCUUCUGUGCAUUUGCGCAUGUUGACCGUGAGUGUACCCUCAUCAAUCUAUUGCCAACAGAAGAAAUGAGUCUGGCGAGGGACAUGGCGGUACCCAUAGAUUGCGGCACAAAUUUAGCAGAUAUACUCAAUAAUGCUUUACCACCUGAUAAGCGCAGUCAUGACAAAGACAAACCUCUUAGCGAUAGCAGUAACGGAAGUGGUGAAGUAUCUGAAUCUGCGAGUACUAGUAGUCUUGGUAGUAAUAGUUCACAUAGUAAAGCUCCUGGUGCUCAACUUCAUAAUUCCAAUUCUAACAAUGCUGUGAAUGUUUCUGCCCAACAGAAACUUACUAGUAUACUUUACAAUCCUAGUUCUCUUUUACAAGCUGGUGAAAUAAGAAAACAAAUGGUGGCUAUAGACAGUGAUCCAUUAUUAACAAAAGCUGAAAAGGCUCAACAAAAGCAAAGUUUAUUUAUCACAUAUAAUUUAAAUGGAACUUUAGGAAGUCAUUCAUUGACAACAACUGUAUCACCAUUAUCCAAUUCAUUUUAUCCAAACGACACUGUUGAAUCUGUAGUAGGAAAUGCAUUAGAUGAAUUACAUUUAGAUGAUCCACUAAAUUUAGUAGAAUCAAUUCAUAGGGAUACUAAUUCACCAAUUAGUAAUUCUAUAUCAGCGGGUUUAGCAAGUUCAGGAUUACUUGGUAGUUCAGCUCCAGUAAAUAUUCCUGGGAUGACAGAACGAUCUGUUUUGACAAAUUUUUCUCCAUCUACUUCAAGUCCGCUUCAGCAAUUACAAUCAGCCGGUUUCCUUACUGGACACAGAUUUUCACAUCAAGAUUCUAUAGAAUCGACAAUGCCAUUUAUGAAUCAAGUUUCAGAUCCAUUUAACAAUCACAUUUCUCAGCUUAGUAGUUCAGCUUCUAAGCUUAGUGGAUUUAAUAGUAGCCUAUUUGACUUUGCAAACCAAGGAAUGUCACCAUCUCGUACACAACCUCUCCCAGCGUCUCCACUGGUCAGUGCAUUCUCCAUCAGUCCAAGUAACACAGGAUCUUUAUCUGAGGUGCAGAGACUCAGAGAAGAAUUGACUUCAAGUCGUGCUCAGUUAGCAACGUGGGAUGAACGAAUCAAUCAAGCUAGAGCCGCUUGUGCAGCAUGGCAAUUAGAAAGUGAAGAAGCUAAAAGAAAAGCAAGUAUUGCUGAACAACAAAGAGAUGAGGCUUUAUUACAAGUAAAAGCACUACGUGUUGAAAAUGAAGCAGCUAGUGGUGGUCCAUAUUUGCAUACGUUAAGAAGGACAAGUGAACUCAGAUCACUUUCAAUUGCAACAUUAAAGUCAAUUCAAUCGCAACUUCGUUCGGAUCUUGAAGAAAUAGAAAAGGUGCUGUACAGAGAAACGGCAGCAAAAUGUAUGGUUUGUGAAGAACAAAAUCGCACUGUCACUCUCUCGCCCUGUAAUCACUACGUGGUCUGCUCGACGUGCGCUCCAAAUCAGCGUGAGUGCCCGUAUUGCCAGACUCCGGUUGUCUCUACAAGUUAGGUCCGAAAUUUUCAUUUGAAUUCUGUUGUUAAUAUUCAUACUUUUUGCUUUUAAAAGAUAUUUCUUCAAAAUACCUUAAUAAUAUAUCAAAAUUUAAUACUCCAAUAUCAUGGAUAUAAAUACAAUGCAAAAGCAAAUAUAUGCUUUACACUGUUAAUAACAUGAAAACUAUAUCACAGUAAUAAUUGACACAACGUAAAUAAUUUUUUAUCUUACCAAAGUACGUUGAUAUUGCAUGCACAAAAUGUUCCAUGUACAAUAUAUGCAUGAGAACUGUAGUUACAUGAUAUAUUUUUUAAAGUAUAACAUUAACAAUAUACUUUUCUUUUAAUAUUACACCUUCUUUAAAAGAUAUAGAAAUUUUUUCAUUCAUGAGACAGUCCAAUAUAUAGUAUACUAGCAGUGUGCUAGAUGUAGUUGAGAUUUGUAACACAAGUAUAUGUAAUAGUUACAGAACAUUUAAUAUUGAAAUAUUGUAAUCACGAUAAUGGACAAAGAUUUGGGACCCUAAAAAUAUAUAUUUGUUUAAAAAAAUAAUAUAAAUAAGCGCAACAAAUAUAUCUCAUUUAGGAUAUCAAUGAAAGGAUUCUUUUUUAAUGCUGAGCUGUUAUACGUAUGUCGUACAAAAUAAUACUUCUAUUGUAUAUUAAAAUAUGUAUUUAGGGUUUUUCAAUUGACCUGUACUGAUUAUAAUAUUGCAAGUAUUAUCAAAUUUUAUAUUUUUGGUUGAGGAAAUAUCGAUGAUAAAUGUUAUAUUAGAGUCAUGUAAUACGUAGAUUUUUACAUAUAGUAAAUAAUACAAUUUCUUACAAGAAUAAAAAAAAUGUAAAAACGGGGGUUUAAAUAUUCAUCUAAAAAAGUACAAGUUAUAAAUGUUUUGCUUUAUUAAAUAUGUGAAUAUUCUUAUUUAAAACAGUAUAAUAACUAUUAUUUUCUUUAUUCUUUUUGUCUUCAUAUAAUUUAUAUACAAUAAAAAAUUACAUUUUAUGAAGAAAUUUUCUAUUUUGGGUACAUUAAAAAAUAAUCUAAUUUUGUAUGAAUGCGCCUUUUUCAUUUCAUUUAAUUAUGAUAAAAUAUAAUAUAACAUGUUAUGUUUUAUGCUUUCUCUACAAAAAACAAUAUUUAAAUAGAUAUAUUUAAUGUAAUAGUAGUGCGCUCAUUUCGAAGAUUGUUAUCACAUUAUUAGUAUGAGGUAGUGAUAAAAAUAAUUAUCUUCAAUAAUGAUUACACUACAAAUAUUCAUUGAACUCAAUUUUGUGUUAUACAUUUUACAUUCUAGCUAUAAGAAUAUUAGGAUAAUACUUAGGAUUUUCCAAUUUAAUCAAAAAUAAUUAAUAUUUAUAAUAGAGAGAGAACAAAUAAAUUGUGACGUACGUGUGACAGCUUAUUGGCAUGAAGUUAAUAAACAUGCCAGCUAGUUUCUCUAUAUAGGACGUGUAAUGCACGUCUACUUACCGGCUCUAUAAACUAUUUCAUUUUUAACGAUCCAGUUGUUAAUCCUCAUGAAAAAUAACUAUACAUUCAUGAUGAAAAAUAAAUUUU
This is a messenger RNA of Vespa mandarinia (Asian giant hornet), 4810 nucleotides long. It is a transcript of the gene unk, whose product is annotated as RING finger protein unk. The record is from RefSeq and is a predicted model, not a curated record. Lineage: Eukaryota; Metazoa; Arthropoda; Insecta; Hymenoptera; Vespidae. Gene Ontology annotation, molecular function: metal ion binding.